CUAAUAUUGAAAUUUCAACGAUUUUGAAUUAUUUCUCACUCUUUGAAAUUAUCAAGCAACUGUUUCUUAUGCAAAUGGCCGAUAUUGCUAAACAGCGAGAACAACCUCCACGUGCAAUGAGCACCACGUCGGGUUCUGAUGUUCUGAAGAGUACAACAACGGGCACUACUACCGGCACCACGAAAAGCUCGGUCCACACCUCGGAUACGAACUAUGGAGUUGGCUCGUUGCGCUCUGAUUGUAGUGAGGAAGGAUUCGGAUCCAAUCUGACACCUGAAGAAGCCAAUUGGCUCAAUAUGGCUCGAGUGUUCACCAAAGCCGAGAAGCCAUUCAAGGAGCAAAAGACGUUCCGCGUGGCUCGGAAGUUGAGAACGUGGCGGCCACGACGUAGUGUUACUUGGAGUUUUCUCCGCAGAUUGUACAACGGUAGAGAGGAUAUGAAGGAAGAUUUGAUCCGCGACCUCGCCGAUUUGGAAAUUGAAGAUAAACCUGUUUAAUGUUCAUUUUCAAUAAAUAACUUGAACUGUUUCCAA
Caenorhabditis elegans is the source of this 533-nucleotide messenger RNA. RefSeq names its product Spermatogenesis-defective protein spe-17 (gene spe-17). Lineage: Eukaryota; Metazoa; Nematoda; Chromadorea; Rhabditida; Rhabditidae. Bases 75 to 497 code for a protein of 140 amino acids. The transcript is spliced from 3 exons. The record is from RefSeq and is marked reviewed.